AUGUCUUCCAUCGCGGAAUUAACAGCUCUCGGCAAAGAGCUUGGUUAUGAAGGCGAAGACCUUAGAAGAUUUGUAAGUGAUGAACAAAGUGCUUUAAGGGAUAUUAGAAAUAAGGAACGAGAAUUAGAACGUGAAAAACUAGAAGCUGCUCGUGAGGAAAGAGAAAGGGAACGCCAGGAGAAAGAAAAGGAGCGUGAAUAUGACCGUGAAAAAAGUGAGAGAGAUAGAGCUCAUGAGAUUCGUUUGUAUGAUAUGCAAGAAUCUUUGCAAAAACAGGAGAUUGAGAAAUUGAAACUGCAAAAAGAAAUAAAGGACUCGCCAGUUAAUACCGAAGGUUCCGACACUGAAGGUAACCAGAGUUGUGGCAGGCAGUUGCAGGAGUUGACUUAUCCUGGGGAGCGCAUCCUGAGCGGGACUGCUAAACCCAUUCGAUGUCCACCCUCUAUUAAGUGUUAUAAAUGUGGACAAGUGGGUCAUAAGGCUUCAAAUUGUCUAGAAUAUGCAAAGGGAUCCAAGAAAAAUGGUCAUGCUGCAGCAGGAGAAGUUGUUUAUUGGACCAGAAAGGGCCGUAAAGGAAAUUUUAAAGAUCCUGUUGUGGAUAUAAAUAAAGAAGUGUUUGAAAAUGAUCACACUGAGUUGGCAAGUGUUGCUUCUGAUAUGCCUGUCGAGGAGGCUGAAAAACGUCAGACUCUAAGAUUUCUUGGGACAUGGAUUCAAAGGAAAUCAAGAAAGAGCAAAGAAGAGGAUCCAAGCUUAAGAUCUCUGCGAGAUGAUGCAAGAACUGGUAGAGCUAUUACUAGAGAUGGAAAAGGACCUAUUUUGCCAAGAAGUAGUUCUGGUAACAAAUAUAUCCUGACCAUGGUUGAUUAUGCAACCAGAUACCCUGAAGCCAUAGCCUUACCGUCUAUCGAGACUGAGCGUGUAGCUGAUGCCUUGUUGAGUUUCUUUUCCAGAGUCGGGAUUCCUGAAGAAAUGGUGACUGAUAGAGGCAGUCAAUUUACAUCGCAGAUGAUGGACGAACUAUUGCUGAGAGAUUUGUGGGAUAAGGAGAGAAAUGAGGAAGAGGUAAGAACUACUUACGAUUAUGUAUUCAACCUCCGAGAAAGAUUAGAAGAAACUUGUAAGUUGGCCCAAGAGGAAUUGAAGAAGUCGCAAGAUUUAGGACUGUACCAGUUUAAAGUGCUCCCAUUUGGACUUGUGAAUGGGGGCCCCGCCCCAGCCACUUUCAAUAAGAUGAUGAGAAGUUUAUUUGCAGGUUUAGAGGGGGCUCUCGGCAAAGAGCUUGGUUAUGAAGGCGAAGACCUUAGAAGAUUUGUAAGUGAUGAACAAAGUGCUUUAAGGGAUAUUAGAAAUAAGGAACGAGAAUUAGAACGUGAAAAACUAGAAGCUGCUCGUGAGGAAAGAGAAAGGGAACGCCAGGAGAAAGAAAAGGAGCGUGAAUAUGACCGUGAAAAAAGUGAGAGAGAUAGAGCUCAUGAGAUUCGUUUGUAUGAUAUGCAAGAAUCUUUGCAAAAACAGGAGAUUGAGAAAUUGAAACUGCAAAAAGAAAUAAAGGACUCGCCAGUUAAUACCGAAGGUUCCGACACUGAAGGCAACAUCCCUGGAGCAACAAGGUUGGAGGAACCCACAUCCGGCGCUGUAUUAACGAGAGCUGGUGCGAAAGAAAUCUCAAUCUACAUUCCAAAAGCUGAAAACGUCAGACUCUAA
Molecule: messenger RNA, 1707 nt
Organism: Macrobrachium nipponense
Lineage: Eukaryota; Metazoa; Arthropoda; Malacostraca; Decapoda; Palaemonidae
Exons: 8
Coding region: 1-1707 (568 amino acids)
Biological process (GO): DNA integration
Molecular function (GO): nucleic acid binding; zinc ion binding
Source: RefSeq, a predicted model, not a curated record